Molecule: messenger RNA, 887 nt
Organism: Nematostella vectensis (starlet sea anemone)
Lineage: Eukaryota; Metazoa; Cnidaria; Anthozoa; Actiniaria; Edwardsiidae
Exons: 3
Coding region: 47-397 (116 amino acids)
Source: RefSeq, a predicted model, not a curated record
CCGUCGGAUAGUUAUCGGAGACUAGUAGAAUCUUUGUUGUGCCAAGAUGGCCGCCGGAGACGGUGAUGUUGCCGCUGUAAGCGAAACUUUACAGUCGAUGCAACAGCAGGCCAAGAAAUUUUUUGAAGGGAUGCAAAUGGUAUCGGGAGCUCCCUACACUUGUGAAGAUGCCAGAGCAGACUUAUUUGGUCUUUCCUCCAUGGUUGACACUCUUAGUGAUAAUCUAGUAGGAUCUGGCCUGUAUGCCAUCCCUGUGGACUCUGAGAUACAGCAGUUGGAUUGCCAAGCAACUGUUCGCAAGGGCCUAGAAGAUGCAGAAAACAACAGAAUCUCCUUGCAACGAGUUCAGAUGAAUAGCUCGAUUAUUAACAGGACUAUGCUGAUGCCUAAAAAAUAAAUAGAAUUUUAUUUACUUAGGACACAGUUUAUUCAAACCUGGAGAACCAUUUUUCACUAGAUAAUGAGUGUACAAACCAAGGGUGUGAUGGAGCUCUGGUGUUUUCCACCUAAUAUUAUUUUGGGGGGAUAAGCUGCCUCCCCCAAAAAAAUGAGCAUAACAAAGCUGAAUGUGAGAGAACAUUAUAAUAUACAAUGUUUGCUGAAGGGAAGGGGGCUACAAAGAAGAUAAAGAAAAUAAACUUGUUCAUCAAAAGCAUUGUUCAUUGGCUUACCCCUAGAUGGCUUCCAGUCACACCAGCUCACAGUAAUGCGUUGACCAAUCAUAGGAAACAAUUCACUGUGAAUUCAAAACUUGAUUGACUGGAGUGAGAAGAAGUUGUAGCAGUUAAGAAAUCAUGGCGAAAGUUCUCAGAAUACUCAAAAUCACAGUUAGAAGGCAACCUCUAUUUUAAUAGGGCCACUUCUUUGCAAUAAACAUUGAAAUUGAA